This is a messenger RNA of Acanthoscelides obtectus, 1348 nucleotides long. Lineage: Eukaryota; Metazoa; Arthropoda; Insecta; Coleoptera; Chrysomelidae. The record is from the annotation of a GenBank genome assembly.
AUGUAUUAUUAUGCUUUAGCCCUGAUUGCGCUUGAUGUCAUAGAGGGUGAAGUUGUGGACAAUCAGCUUAGUUUUAUAAUACAGUCCAUUGUAAAAACUUCGUUUGGAGACUCUUUAUCUACGGUAUUUCAUCGAAAAUGGAAUCACGUUGGCCAAUUUCAACAAUACUCAACUGAAUUGGAGCCACAGCUUCAUCUUAAAAAAGUUAGAUGGUCAGAAAUAAAUAUAAAGAAUCUCAUUUAAGGCUCUUACCACUUGCGUCUUCCAUCAUCAUUCUGACUUCUCCAUCAACUACAAAAUCGCUAAUUUGUGCGUCUACAAAUUCACUAUUGCACUCGCUAGCACUUUGCGCUUCUACUGAAUCCACAUUUCCAACAGCACUGUAGUCUUCGCCUGAAAAAAGACCGAACGUAAGACUAAAAAGUGGUCAGAUUAUCUGUUAAUCAAUCAAUUAACAAUCUUCAAAGAUUUCGCAGGUUAUUUGGAAUUAAUACAAUGGACACGUUCCAUUUAUAAUAAAGCACGAACUGCAAAGACUGUAGAUAAAAAGUCACCAAACGCCGCAUAAAACGCAACUAUGUUUACUGUUAUAUUUGGAAUGAAUCACCUGGUACUCAAUUCUUACAUUAUUAGCUAUGAAUUUACUAUUGUGCAAAAGUACUUACGAAAAGGUCAUACAAUAUUGGGAAGGUCUUAUUAGUGCUUACCAGCAGCGUCUGAAAAUAUCAUUUCAGCAUCCUGAAUAGCCUUCGAUAGGUCGUAGUUAUUAUUUUUUUCAUUUACUGGUUCAUAGCUGGUAGUAGACUUCAACGCAUCGAAGAUUCUGUCAAUUCGUCUCGCCAUAAUCUAGAAAAAAAAGUGUCCCUUCUUAAUGAUUGAAAAUAAAAAUACGUAUCUCCUAUACAACCAAAUAUCUACUUUAAAAAUAUAUUAUGGGAAAUAUGCGUAACUCCCUGAAAUACAAAGUUUAACUCAUAUCACCUUGUAUAAUUAUAAUUAUCAUUAAAAAAUACUGAUUCUAAUAAUCUGGAAGUUGUACUUACCUUUCAAAAGCCCUUUAUGGAAAUAUAGAUUCCACUAUCACUUGCACCAAGCUGUAAAUUCGCAGAUGCACGUGUUCACCGUAAGCGUUAUUACACGUUCUGGGAUUUACGCAUUUUGCCGACUGAAAUUGGCGGGAACGGAUAUAGGCCGUUUUCUACUUUGCGUAUUACAAAGAAACGAAUAAAGCUUUGGAUAUAGGCUGUUUUCCUAAAGAUGGGUUGUACUAUUUACUACUAGAUGGCACCAAAAUGUCAUUUUCUCAAAAAUGUGGAGUUACGCAUUUUGCCGAUUAAGUCGACGAUAU